AUGCCUUCUAAAUACUAGUCUAGGGACUACAAAUCCAUAUCGGAAAGCUAUCUUUCCUAUUUAACGAGCAUGACUUUUUCAAACAAAAUAAUAUUAAAUGUUAUUUUAAAAUUACAUUAGCUGCAAUUAAUUCUCUAUUUUAUUAAUCAAUUCUCAUUUGCUAAUUGUAAAACGGAUUAGUAAAUGGAAGAAACUUCAUUAAAAAACUAAUCUGAGAUGCAUGAAUACUUCUAUAUUUAUUAAAAUACCAAGUAUCAUAAUAUGAUCUAAUUAAAAAAAGAAUAUGAGACUUACUUCAACAAUCACCUCAAAAUUUCUUUUUCUCUAUUUUUUAUGCCAGAAACUAAAUUUACAAUUGAAGGAAGUUAUUUACUUGAUAUUUAGUGUUAUCAUGCUUUAAAGAAAUUCUAUCGAAUAACAAAUAAUCAAUAAUUUUUAAAAUUUUGCUUGAAAUGA
Paramecium pentaurelia is the source of this 456-nucleotide messenger RNA. The record is from the annotation of a GenBank genome assembly. NCBI's taxonomy places the organism in Eukaryota, Ciliophora, Oligohymenophorea, Peniculida, Parameciidae.